Messenger RNA from Delphinapterus leucas (beluga whale), 4312 nucleotides. The record is from RefSeq and is a predicted model, not a curated record. NCBI's taxonomy places the organism in Eukaryota, Metazoa, Chordata, Mammalia, Artiodactyla, Monodontidae.
AUGGUGCCACACUGCCGCCCGCCGCCGAGCGCAGGUGUCGCCAAAUGCCGCGAAACGGCGAAGCGGUUCCGCCACGCUGCCGGAAAGCGUCCAACCGUUGCUGGCUGGACUCAGUUCUUGAGUCGUCAUGUACAGACUGUGGCCUUGCAGACUGCUCAACCCCGCUUGGGGUCCUGUGGGACUCCCACCCACGGCAGCCUCUUGCUUCUUCUCCGCCUCGGGUGGGUGCUACUUUCCAGGGCCCAGGCUGCAGACACGGAACUGGGUGUCAUGACCCCAUGGCUGCAACGGGACCUGUCCUGGCAGCGGCCUGAGGUGACUGUCAUCCUUCUGAGGGCCCAGCGGUGCACAGAGACUGAGCACGAGAAGGCCUGCCCCCCGGGGCGGAAGGCCCAAGUGUUGGACGAAAACUUUGUCUUCUACGAGGAGUGGGAGCUGGAGGCUUGUGUGGACAGAGCCCUGCUGGCCGCUCAGAUGGACCAGGUGAACCUGGUGCCCUUCACCUACCAGCAGCUGCACAUUUUCAAGCGCAAAUUGGAUGAGGGGUACCCUGAGUCCCUGAUCCAGCACCUGAGGUACUUCUUCCUUUGGGUGACCCCCGAGGACAUCCACAAGUGGAAUGUGACUUCCCUGGAGACCGUGAAAUCUCUGCUCAAAGUCAGCAAAGGGCAUGGGAUGGAUGCUCAGGUGGCCGCCCUCAUUGCCCGCUAUGUAGGGGGAGGGGGCCAGCUGGACAAGGCCACACUGGACACCCUGGCCACCUUCCCCGCUACCUACCUGUGCCUCCUCAGCCCUGAGCAGCUGGGCUUCAUGCAGCUCAACGUUGUUUGGGUGACCAGGCCCCAGGACCUGGACACAUGCAGCCCAUGGCAGAUGGCUGUCCUCUACCCCAAGGCCCGCAUCGCCUUCCAGAACAUGAGCGGGUCUGAAUACUUCACAAGGAUCAAGCCCUACCUGGGUGGGGCCCCCAUGGAGGACCUGCGGGUUCUCAGUCAGCAGAACAUAAACAUGGAUGUGGCCACAUUCAAGAAGCUGCAGAGAGAGGCUGUGCUGCCGCUGACCAUUGCUGAGGUGCAGAAACUUUUGGGUGCAAACCUGGUGGGCCUGAAGGCUAAGGAGGGGAACAGCCCACUGCGGGACUGGAUCUCCCGGCAGUCGCAGGAGGACCUGGACAGUCUGGGGCUGGGGCUCCAUGGCGGCACCCCCAACGGCUACCUGGUCCUGGACUUCAACGUCCGAGAGGACUCCUCCGGAGGCCCUCACCUCCUCAGACUAGGACCUGGACCUGUGCUCACUGUGACCCCAAGUCGGCUCCUGGCCUUGAUCCUGAACUGAGCCCACUGCUAUGCUCUGGGAACUGGGCCCUGCCAUGGAGACACCACCUGGCUGGGAGUAGGCCUGGAUGGUCUCUGUCUGACCCCGAGGGCACCAGAGCUCAAUAAAAGAAGCCCCAUCCCCCCUUGAAGAGGUGCCCUGUGGUGUUCUGAGAACUGGGUGGGAGGGCCCUGAUGGCUGUGGCCCAGUUGACAGGGUUCCCUGGGUUUCAGCCCUCCUCUUUGCACUUGGAAAGGGGAGGGACUCCAGGCAGGGGCGCCCUCAGGGCCUUCCUGAUGCUGUUUCCAUUGUUGGGUCUCCCCCCAGGCCAGGCCAACACUCAGGGUGGCUUCUGGUGACACUGCUGCCCCAAGAGAUGGCAGGCUGGAGUCCUGAUCCUAGUUAAGAGAGUCUCUGUCCCUCCUCAGGCCCAGAGCAAAGGGACACAGGCAGGAAGAUCACCUUGUCCUUUUUCAAAUCAAUCAGCGAAGUCAGUCCGCGGAAACCCCUCCCCAACCCCAGUUCUUCAUCUGGAAGAAGCCAGAGGGCAGGGGCAGCAUCUCCCUCACUGGCUGGGGCAGUGACCUUGGGCCCAGGUCCUCAGUCUGGCUCCAGGUCCUGGGAGCUGGGUGUGGGCAGGGACUGGCCCUGCAGGCUCCUGGGAUGCGGGACGUGGCCAGGUCCCCUGGGCAUGGGGCAGGCGUCUUGGUCUAGGUAGGCAUCCAGCUCCACCUACCAACCCCGGUUUUCCUGCAAGUGGUGCUGGGGCAGCGCUGUCUUUGGAGGCCAUGGGGCAGGUGCCCUGUGAGUGGUUCCAGCUGGGCCCCAGGGUGCUCCAAUACAGCAGCCACAGGAGGCCCGACGGCAGGGCUACAGCAAGUGGCAGAUACCCCAGGUGGGCUGCCUGUAGGUGGAACAUGGAAGGAGCACCCUUCAGUCCAGCUGGGAGCCCCCAGGCUGUCCUGCCUCUCCCAGGCCUGGGCGGCCCCUGCGCCGGGCUCAGGGCUCACACCAUCCCUGUGGGUGGGGAAGAGCAGUGAGGACCCCCAUGUACAGCUGCUCUUCUGGGUCCCGAUGGGGACCUCAAAACUUCCCCACUCUCCACUUUCUGCUGCUCAGCAGAUUUUGGAGGAGGUGUCCCUCAGCAGGCAAUGCAAGGUGAAGCCAGUGUCACCCAGAUGUCACCCGAGGAGGCAGAUGGAAAGAGUAGGCCAACGCUGAAUGAGAUUGGGCGCAAGACAAGAAGCUAGUAGCAGUUGGGGGAGGGGGGCCACACAGGGCAGAGGGAGGAUGGCCCGCUGGAGUGGGGAGGGUGGGUGCAGGCCUACCUGAGCUGGGGUCAGUGCUCCAAGGCCGGUCUGAGGUGGGGACUAGAUGGGGCAUCCAGGGGAUGGUGUUGGGGGUCCCAGUUGUCAAGUGGGUGAGGCCAGUGGGGCCGGUUGGGUCCGUGUCCAGGCCCAGCUCACCCAGGGCUGACCGACUGAGGCUGCAGAGCCAGGAGCUGAUGGUGGGGUGGCUGUGAGCCUUCUGCAGGUGCCCCAUGUUCCGGCCCAGCAGCGUCGUCACGUUGCCCACGCUCAGGCUCUGCGAAGGGAGCGAGGGGUCGUGGGCGGGGUCAAUGCCUGGCCGGAGCGCAGGGGUGAGACCCAGCAGAACGCACCUGGAGAAGUGACCUGGGGCCCACACUGCCUGCACACCUCCGACUUUGGGGUGGGUGUUGGGGCCUGCAGACCGUAACCUAGGCAUCCUCGUCUAGGCCAGCCCCACCCCCUGACGGGUAGCCCCCGGCGCACCUGCAGCACUCGGGUGUUCAGACUGGUGAAAGUGUCAAUGUCCACGGAGACGUUAGCCUGGGGCAGGUGCCGCAGCUCCUCCACGGGGGCACCGCCUAGGGGCGGGGCAGCGAUGAGGGGCGAGGCUUCCUGGGGCGGGGCUUCCGGGAGGCGUGCCCUACGCAGGGCGAGGUCUCACCGAGGUGGAGGGAGGCGUGAAGCUGUAGUAGGCGUCUACGGUUCUGGCGGUGCCGAAGGCCUCUCGGGCCUUGUCGUAGAGCACGUUCUUGCGGCUCUGAGGGCAGGAGGAGAUGUCCAGGGCUCCGGCCAGCCUGGGUGGGGGGUGAGGCUGAUGGGCAGGCCAGAGGCCCCUCCUCCUCUGGACGCUGGGCCUGGCUCCCGCUUUCUGAACCACAGCUUUCCUUUUGCUCUCCGUGCUAGGCUCAGUAGUGUCUCCUCCAAGUUCACGUCCACUCAGAACCUCAGAAUGUGAGCUUAUCUGGAAAUAGGGUCUUUCCUAAUUGUAGCUGUAAUCAAAUUAAGAUGUGGUCAUACUGAUUUAGGGUGGGCCUUGAAUCUAACGACUGGGGUCAUAAGAAGAAGGAAACUUGGACACGGACACGGUGGGAAGCCAGCUGUGACAGAGGCAGAGAUGGGGGUGAUGCAGCCCCGAAGCUGGAAGAGGCAGGAAGGAGCCUCCCCUACGGGUUUCAGAGGGAGGCCAGCCCUGCUGACACCUUAACUUCAGACUUCUGGCCUCCAGACUGUGAGAGGACACAUUUCUGUUGUUUUUAGCCACUCUGUUUGUAAUCUUUUGUUACGGAGGCCAUAGGAAGGAAGCUAAUCACCUACGAUGGCCUGGCCUGGGCCCCCACCAGAUCCUCCCUUGGCCGAGGAGUGGAGGUGGCUCCGAGGUGUGGGGGGUGGGUUGCUGGGUGGGCUCACCAAAACUCCAAGGGCCGGAUGGCCUGGAUCCGGCGGGGGCUCAUCCAACAGAGGCGGGAGCCCCCGUUGGCCACAAGCAGGGCACUGGUGAUGGUGCCGUUGUGGUCCAGGAACUUCUGCAGGAUGACCUGUGGGCAGGGUUCGGGUCUGCAAGGCCAGGGUCAGCGGGGUCCCCUGCCCACCCCCACCCCCACCCUCACCUCUGUCUGGUUCUCCAGGGCCCCGUCUGGGGCCAGGAGGGCCAUGACCGUGUCCUUGGACGUGACGUGCCACUGGCCAAU